Calidris pugnax (ruff) is the source of this 1293-nucleotide messenger RNA. RefSeq names its product GA binding protein transcription factor, beta subunit 2 (gene GABPB2). The record is from RefSeq and is a predicted model, not a curated record. Gene Ontology annotation, molecular function: protein binding; transcription cis-regulatory region binding. The transcript is spliced from 7 exons. NCBI's taxonomy places the organism in Eukaryota, Metazoa, Chordata, Aves, Charadriiformes, Scolopacidae. The coding region runs from base 29 to 1258 and encodes 409 amino acids. Gene Ontology annotation, cellular component: nucleus. Gene Ontology annotation, biological process: positive regulation of transcription by RNA polymerase II.
GGGCAAAGGCUGGGUCCCAUGAGUGAAGAUGUCCCUGGUGGACCUGGGGAAGAGGCUGCUGGAGGCCGCCCGCAAAGGCGAAGAUGACGAAGUGAGGAAGCUGAUGGCCAGUGGGGCUCCCUUCACCACUGACUGGCUGGGGACGUCGCCGCUUCACCUGGCUGCCCAGCACGGCCACUACUCCACAGCAGAGGUGCUGCUCCGGGCUGGUGUCAGCAGAGACGCCCGCACCAAAGUGGACAGGACACCACUACACAUGGCUGCAGCUGAUGGACACACUCACAUCGUGGAACUGCUCAUUAGGAACGGGGCUGAUGUCAACGCCAAGGACAUGCUGAAAAUGACAGCUCUGCACUGGGCCACGGAGCACAACCACCGGGACGUGGUCGAGCUGCUCAUCAAGUACGGAGCCGACGUCCACGCUUUCAGCAAGUUUGAUAAAUCAGCUUUCGAUAUCGCUCUGGACAAGAACAACCCGGAGACGUUGGUAAUGCUGCAGGAAGCGAUGCAGAGCCAGGUGAGCGCUCACCCGGAGAGAACAGACCCCAUCACCGGCGCUGUGACUCUCACCUCACCCUUCAUCCUCACACCGGGGGAGGUUCUCAACCUCACGAGUCUGGUCUCUUCAGGGAACCCCAAAACAACCUCAGGUAAGACGGAGGAAGCAGCGGAAGCGAAUUCCAUGGAUUGUGCCAUCCAGGGAGCGGUCGGCGGCGGCGGGCAGCACGUCAUCGCCAUCGUGACCGACGGGGUGCCCCUGAGCACCCUGCAAGCAGCUGGUCCCACCACCAGCCUCAGCCAGCCCUUCAUCCUCACCGUGCAGGAUGGGCAGCAAGUUUUAACUGUACCUGCUGGUCAGGUUGCAGAAGAGGCUGUUACUGAAGAGAGGGAUGACGCAGAAGAGGAGGAAAAGCCGCUGGCCAAGAAGCAGAAAGUGGAAGGAGACGUAGAUGACUCCAAGGAAGACGAGGAUGGUGUUGAGAGGGAAGUGCUGGAGCAGCAGCUGGAGGAGGCCAACCGGAAGGCUCAGGAGUAUCGCAGCCAGCUCCUGAGGAAGGAGCAGGAGGCAGAGGAGUACCGGCUGCGGCUGGCGGCCAUGGGGAGGCCACAGCCCAACGGGGACGAGGUGACGCUGCUGGAAGGGGUCCCCCAGGCCCACCCGCUUGUGGUGGCCUCAGAAGACAUCAAGGAGUCGGUGCUGGCCAUGCUGGAAACGGAGCAGCCCACGGAUAUCGCUGUGGAAACUGUUACCUCCUAAUCCCUGGUUUUGUAAAGGAAAUCCCUGGGGUUUUG